Messenger RNA from Centrocercus urophasianus (Greater sage-grouse), 943 nucleotides. RefSeq names its product YKT6 v-SNARE homolog (gene YKT6). Gene Ontology annotation, molecular function: SNAP receptor activity. The transcript is spliced from 8 exons. Gene Ontology annotation, cellular component: Golgi apparatus. Gene Ontology annotation, biological process: endoplasmic reticulum to Golgi vesicle-mediated transport. The record is from RefSeq and is a predicted model, not a curated record. NCBI's taxonomy places the organism in Eukaryota, Metazoa, Chordata, Aves, Galliformes, Phasianidae. The coding region runs from base 111 to 707 and encodes 198 amino acids.
UGGCAGUGACCGGCGUUGGGGUCACUUCCGGUCGCUGCCUUUCUGCUUCCGGGUCCGAAGCUCUCCCCUCCGCCGUCGCUUACGAACAGCCCCGCUGCGCCGCGCCCGCCAUGAGGCUGUACAGCCUGAGCGUGCUGUACAAGGGUGAGGCCCGCGUGCAGCUGCUGAAGGCCGCCUCCGAUGUCUCCACCUUCAACUUCUUCCAGCGGUCCAGCGUGCAGGAAUUCAUGACCUUCACCAGCCAGCUGAUUGUGGAGCGCUCGGAGCUGGGCAGCAGGGCCUCGGUCAAGGAGCAAGACUACCUGUGCCACGUCCACGUGCGCAGUGACGGGCUGGCCGGCGUGGUGAUUGCCGACAACGAAUACCCGUCACGGGUGUGCUUCACUUUGCUGGACAAGGUCCUGGAGGAGUUCUCCAGGCAGGUGAGCAGGGCAGACUGGCCCUCGGGGUCUCCUGCCACCAUCAGCUAUGCAGCUCUGGAUGGAUACCUCAGCAAAUACCAGAACCCCCGUGAUGCCGACCCGAUGACCAGAGUGCAGGCAGAGCUGGACGAGACCAAAAUAAUCCUGCACAACACUAUGGAGUCACUGCUGGAGCGAGGGGAGAAGCUGGAUGAUCUGGUGUCCAAAUCUGAGGUGCUCGGCGUGCAGUCCAAAGCCUUCUACAAGACCGCCCGAAAGCAGAACUCGUGCUGUGAGAUUAUGUGACCCGGAGCCGGGGCUCUCCUGCUCCAGCUCACCGGGGCCUUCGCUCCCGUUCGGAUCUCGGCCGCUCCCAGGACUGAAAGCAGAACCCCGCGGGCUCCUGGGCCGCAGCCUUACCCAAAAACUGGACUCAGCGGCCCCUGUGCCGGGGGAGCGCCGUGCCCCGCCAUGACGCCUGUCACACCAGCGAGUGCCUCGGCCGUGGGACGGGGAGAGAGGAGCCGGGCCCCCCUGCAGGG